Molecule: messenger RNA, 3536 nt
Organism: Anopheles arabiensis
Lineage: Eukaryota; Metazoa; Arthropoda; Insecta; Diptera; Culicidae
Product: protein cup-like
Exons: 3
Coding region: 790-2784 (664 amino acids)
Biological process (GO): negative regulation of translation
Cellular component (GO): nucleus; cytoplasm
Molecular function (GO): mRNA binding
Source: RefSeq, a predicted model, not a curated record
CACCCGAACGCUGCCAAUUCUGUCAGUAGCCUUCCUCAGGAGUAGUUGAUAUUUAAAGUUGUGUUUAAGUUAAAGUUACGCCUGCCCAAGAAAGCAGCACGUUUUUCAAUUUCCGCGACGUCGCGCUAAAGUGUUUUCCCGACCCUUUUCUUCCCGUAUUUUUUUCCUUCCCACACCCACCCAUAUUUAAAAAGCUUUCGCUUUCCUGUGAACGCGCCAAAACACCUGAAAAGUCCUCCUAAAACGGUGCAGAUAAUUUUUUACCAAAACCGAUUUGCACGUUCUCACGGGACGUGCGCUUCAUCUUGCGUUUUUUUUCACAUCGAAAGAAGAGUGUGUGGUGAGAGUGUGGUGUUGUGAGCCAGAAAGCAGCAGCAGCAGCACACGCCUUUCGCUUUCUUUCGGCGGUGUGUUAUAAAAAAGGACCAGAUUUUAAACUGUUUUUUUAAUAAUCUCGUAAAGAAGUAGUAUAGCGAAAGAGAAAAGAGAGUUGAAAAAGAACUAAAACACAGGGCAACAAGAAGCCAUAUUUCGGAGUUGCGCCAUUUUGUAUUAAAAAUUGCGAUCGCAGCACGCGCAGAGUUCGUUCAACUUGCUCUACUCCUGCGCCCCAGUACAAAGCGCGCGCGCGUGUGUGUGUACGUGUUUGGAGUUGCGUAGGGCAACGAGUAUUAGAAGGAAGACUUGCUGCCCAUUACAAGGUACGCUCUACCCCACACCACUACUACAGCAACAGAAGGCACAUCAAGUGGACACAAAGCGCGCCCUAUACAUACACGCAACACGGGUAUGAUGAAAUUCGUAAAUUCGGACACGACGACCAAGUCGUUGCGGCACGGUGAACAAUAUGAAAAUUGUUCAGAGAUGCUUAUCGAACCAGAUAUGACAUCGCUCGAAGAGCUGGAUCCGGCUAUCCUGAGCUGCGGCCUGCCCGCCAUCGUACUGAACGCGGAGGAUUCGGCGGCAUCAGCGUCGGCGGUGGCUGUGCCAACAACGACAACAACGACGAUGACGACGAGAAGGACGAUGCGGCCGUCGCUGAUGGCCUCGUUCGCCACUGUUGGUGCCGGCGCGAACGUGAUCCGCUACACGGUGGCCCAUCUGCUGGCGCUCCGGAAGAGUCCGUUCGCGCAUCGGCGCCCGGCCGCUAUCGAUGAGCCGCGCACGGCCCAAUAUCCGAUCUGGAGCCGUACCGGCUUUAACCACCAGCCGGACCGGGUGCGCCGGGUAAGCGGGGGUGGUGGUGGCGGCGGCGGCGACGAGGAUCUGAGCGGUGCGUACGGUCGGAAAGGGAACGAUCGUCAACGCGACAAUGGCUACAAUCCGCCAAGAUUUCGACGUAAUCAUGAGUUUAGCAACCGGAACCAUCACGUGAUCGUGAAGAGCUACAGUGGCGCUGCGGGGGGCGAUCCCUGCACCGGUGGAGGCCAUCCGCUGGGCGGUGGUGGUGGUGGUGUUGGUGGUGCGAUGCGUCUGCAGGACACGAUCAUCGAGGAGGAACCGGAAUGGGUGGCGGCCGGUCCCACCUCCCGUCUCGAUACGAUCGAGCUGCGCGGGUUCGACGAGGACAUGAGCCGCAACGUGGCGGAAUCGCUCAAGACGUCGCCGGUCGGUGUGAAGACGCGCGGCGCCUUCUUCGACGAGCUGCUGCACUACGAACACGUGCAUCCGAAGCACGGCGGCGGUGCCAAGCACGAUCUGUCCGGCGGUCCGGGUGACGGGGAGAGUGUCGUAUCGCACUCGAACAAUGGGUCACCACCGCCGGCACGCAGCACACCGACGAAGGGUGAUAUGAACAACAACAGCAUGGUGGGACAUGGUGCCCACGGCCGGAAGGCAUCCGGGGGCGGCAGCAGCGGUGCAGCAGGAUGUUCCUCCUCCGGUGUGAACGUUUCCAACUUUGAGGAGCUGAUGAAGUUCGACUCGAUCCUGGGCGAUUCGGGCGACUCGAACAGCAGCUCCCGGUUCAGCAAAUACUAUCGCCGAGGAAGCGGCGUUUCGGCCGGAUCGUCCGGUGCGGGAGGACAUCACUACCAGCAUCACUAUCCCGGACAGCAGCAGCAGCAGCAGCAGCAGCAUCAUCACGUUCGUUUCGCACUGGAACGGAACACCCAUCACUACAACAACGGACAUCAGCAGCAGCAGCACCGGCAGGCCGGUUCGGGUCGUUUACCGCUGUCGGCCCUCCAGCAUCCACCCGCCGGGACGGGCGAACCGUUCUUCCCGGGUGGCGCGUCAUCCACCGCACCGAACGCUGGCGAUGCAAAGUCCUUCCAGCGGCUGCUGGAAAUGCUGGCCGCCCAGAACCAGCGCAUGAACCAACAGCACCAGCAGCAGUACCUGCUGCAGCUGCUGCAAAACUGCCAGGAGACGGAAACGCUGCGCCAGAUGCUGAUGAAGAAGUGUACGCUCGACAAUGCGGGACAGCAGCGCAUACCGACGCAGGCCGAGCUGCAGCAGCACACGCAAUCGAUCAUGAAGCAGGCGCUGCUGCGCAAGAAGAUUGCCGAGCAGAGCCGGUACCUGCUGGAGCAGCAGCAGCAGAACGGGCAGGAACCGAUCCCGGCUGUACAGCAGCUGAUACAAUCGAUCUGCCCGAAUGUGCAGCGCAGCCUGUCCGUGCUGGCGGCGGGCAGCGGAUCCGGGCAGCAUGGCACUGGAGCGGUCGAACAUCAGGCCGCUGCUGCUGGUGGUGGUAGAAGCGAUCCGGGGGCAGUUGGUGGUGGCGCUGUUUAUGCAGGCGGCAAUCGGGCACCGAUGAGAGCCCCCCACAGACGUUUCUAACGUUCUUAGCGUGUGGCGUGUGUUUUGCAAAUGGUUUUUCCUAUCCUCUUUCCUGCUCGGGAAGAGAUAUUUUGCAUUUGAAUUUUAUAUCAUUUUCAUUCGAUUUCAUUUCAUUUCCUUCACACAGACACACUAACACGCACAUUCAAGCAAAAGGCAUACAUGCUAUUUCAUUUAAUUUUUCGAUCGUUGAAUUAAUGCUUCUUUUAUGCAGUAUAAUACUUCAUUUACUCCUCUCACAUUGCUUGUCCUUUGUAUUGUGUGUGUGUGUUGGGUGCAGUGUGAUUUGUGUGUGUAUGUACUGAAACCCAGUCUGGGGAAAAAAGAUCACGUUUUCACGCCGUUUCCCACCAUGUUUUGUGGAGGAAAACAGCUCCGGUUGCUUAAGUAUUGCUUCGUGCAUUGCAUAAGGACUAAUUUCGCCGAGUUGUCCGAUAAUUAUUAAGAGUGCAAGGGAAAACGAGGAAACUAUUGUGACCCAGCCAGUUAAACAAUUUAUAUAUGAUAACCGAGACGCGCCUUUGUUACAAACAAAACACGCUACAAAUGUCGUCGCCCAGUGCGUGGGCCGGGGUCCCGCUUAUCGAUCGCCUACCACCGGGUUCCGGGUGCAAUAUUUUAAUGUAUUAUUUUUCACUGUCUUACCUAUUAUUUCUAUUCUUCGACAUUCGGUUCGGGCAACCGGCUGCUGGUUAGGCAGAGAACCCCCUGUCAAUAUAUAGAAUCCAUUAUUGUUCCUUCCUUUAAUCGCA